CUUCCUCACAAGACACACCACCGCGUGCCGUGACUAGUUAGAGUGUCGCACUCGCUACUGCUCCAAAAUGGCAAGCCUUGUGCUGUUGUUGCUCAUCUUACUCGUGCCUACCUUAUCGUUGCCAGCUGCUCAUUGCAAUGACAACGUCGGAUUCCAGCUCAAGCUGACCCACGUCGACGCGGGCACGUCCUACACCAAGCUGCAGCUCCUCAGCCGCGCCAUUGCCCGGAGCAAGGCCCGCGUGGCCGCGCUGCAGUCCGCCGCCGUGUUGCCGCCCGUGGUGGACCCGAUCACGGCGGCGCGCGUCCUUGUGACGGCCAGCAGUGGCGAGUACCUGGUGGACCUGGCCAUCGGCACGCCGCCGCUGUACUACACGGCCAUCAUGGACACCGGAAGCGACCUCAUCUGGACGCAGUGCGCGCCCUGCCUGCUCUGCGCCGACCAGCCCACGCCCUACUUCGACGUGAAGAAGUCCGCCACGUACCGCGCCCUCCCGUGCCGGUCGUCGCGGUGUGCCUCGCUCUCCAGCCCCUCCUGCUUCAAGAAGAUGUGCGUGUACCAGUACUACUACGGAGACACCGCGUCCACCGCCGGCGUCCUCGCCAACGAGACGUUCACGUUCGGCGCGGCCAACUCGACCAAGGUCAGGGCAACUAACAUCGCUUUCGGGUGUGGCAGUCUCAACGCGGGCGACCUCGCCAACAGCUCCGGUAUGGUCGGCUUCGGCCGUGGGCCGCUGUCGCUGGUGAGCCAGCUCGGGCCGUCCAGGUUCUCGUACUGCCUGACGUCGUACCUCUCGGCGACGCCGAGUAGGCUCUACUUCGGCGUGUAUGCGAACCUCAGCAGCACCAACACCAGCUCCGGGUCUCCGGUGCAGUCCACGCCGUUCGUCAUCAACCCGGCGCUGCCGAACAUGUACUUCCUGUCGCUCAAGGCCAUCAGCCUGGGAACCAAACUCCUGCCCAUCGACCCGCUGGUGUUCGCCAUCAACGACGAUGGCACGGGCGGCGUCAUCAUCGACUCGGGCACGUCCAUCACGUGGCUGCAGCAGGACGCCUACGAGGCCGUGAGGCGAGGGCUGGUGUCGGCCAUCCCGCUGCCGGCGAUGAACGACACAGACAUUGGCCUGGACACGUGUUUCCAGUGGCCGCCGCCGCCUAAUGUGACCGUGACAGUGCCCGACUUGGUGUUCCACUUCGACAGCGCGAACAUGACGCUGCUGCCGGAGAACUACAUGUUAAUCGCGAGCACCACGGGGUACCUGUGCCUGGUGAUGGCGCCGACCGGUGUGGGCACCAUCAUCGGGAACUACCAACAGCAGAACCUGCACCUGCUCUACGACAUCGGCAAUAGCUUCCUGUCGUUCGUUCCAGCUCCGUGCGACAUUAUAUAGCUUUCCUUGUCAGGUCUAGCUUCUUUAGCCUUCAAUAAGUUCGCUGCUAUAGUUCGUUGUUGUAGCUGCAUUAGCUUCACACGUAGAGUAGCCACUAAGAUUAAAGUGUUGUGUUAUCCCCAAUUAUGUAGCAGAACAUGUGUGCCACACGAUAAUCAUUUUGGUAAUCUCUAUCUGGUAGUCACAUUAUCUCUCCUUCAUCUAUCUUUUUUAUUUAAAAAAUUGCAAAUGCUUCUUAAAGUCAUUGCAACUUUUAUAAGUUUUUUGUAUAUUAUGAGAUUGGUCCAUUUAAAUAUUUAAUAAUUUUAAAAGUAUGUA
Molecule: messenger RNA, 1711 nt
Organism: Zea mays
Lineage: Eukaryota; Viridiplantae; Streptophyta; Magnoliopsida; Poales; Poaceae
Product: aspartic proteinase nepenthesin-2
Biological process (GO): proteolysis
Cellular component (GO): extracellular region
Molecular function (GO): aspartic-type endopeptidase activity
Source: RefSeq, marked provisional